This is a messenger RNA of Neofelis nebulosa (Clouded leopard), 2752 nucleotides long. It is a transcript of the gene POLL, whose product is annotated as DNA polymerase lambda. Gene Ontology annotation, cellular component: nucleus. Gene Ontology annotation, biological process: double-strand break repair via nonhomologous end joining. Bases 798 to 2522 code for a protein of 574 amino acids. NCBI's taxonomy places the organism in Eukaryota, Metazoa, Chordata, Mammalia, Carnivora, Felidae. The record is from RefSeq and is a predicted model, not a curated record. Gene Ontology annotation, molecular function: DNA-directed DNA polymerase activity; DNA binding. The transcript is spliced from 8 exons.
CCCACCUGGGACCGAAUCAUUGCAAUGGGCAGGGGUCCUUAGGUCAGGGUGCCGCCACUCCAGCCCUCCUCUGGCCUCCAGCUGGGAGUGCCUGGCGCGCGCCAGCUGCGCUCGCGGCGGGUGCCCCACAGCUGCCUGUCGUCUCCACCCCCAGCUGUGAGGCCGCGACUCCUCUAGUCUCGGAAGGCGCCCCACACCUGCUGCUGCCUUGCCCUGUCUCCCCGCACCUGCGGGGCUGAGCACCCCCGUGACGGGAGGUCCGCGACCAGGGCAGGUGUAGGGCGUUCCCCCGCCUCCCUAACACCCUGCUCUCCCAGGGUUUCCUAUGCGGGUCUGUGAUGGGGUAGAGAAAGAUCAUGUGGGGUUUAUAUGCAGAUUCCCCCCAGUCCGUCAAUCCUCUUGGGAGCCCAAGUAAAGAUGUAGCUCCAUUUCCUAGGCUAGCAUCUCCUGUUGAUAGAGCCCUUUCAAAGUGGGAUGCAGCAGGGCAGACACUGCGCUGAAUCUUUAGAGCAACCCCUCCGAGGAAUAUCAUUUUGUACCACUCAGAAGUUCCUUAAUAGUCCCAUCCUUCCCUUUAUUUUCCCCAGUACUCUGACAUUGAAAGGCUGGUGAGUGCUAGGCUAAAGUUCAGUUGGGUUUGAGAUACCCCAAGGAACUGGGCUACUGCCCCCAAACCCUGGUCAUUAGAGACACCACCUCCGUAGGCAAAGGGUUGGGUAACCUCAAUUCUGGGUUUCCACGUGAUAGUUGCCCUGAUCAAAUCUAAAACCUAAAGGCCAGGAUCCGGCCAUCCCUCAAUGGACCCCAGGGGCAUCUUGAAGGCAUUUCCCAAGCGGAAGAAAAUUCACGCCGAUCCAUCAUCAAGAGCACUUGCAAAGAUUCCCAAGCAAGAAGAUGGAGAAGCAGGAGAAUGGCUGAGCUCCCUGCGGGCCCAUGUUGUGCCCAGUGGCAUUGGGCGAGCCCGGGCAGAGCUCUUUGAGAAGCAGAUUAUCCAGCACGGUGGCCAGAUAUGCUCUGCCCAGGCCCCAGGCGUCACUCACAUUGUGGUGGAUGAAGGCAUGGACUGUGAGCGAGCCCUCCGCCUCCUUCGACUUCCCCGGCUGCCCCAGGGCGCUCAGCUGGUGAAGUCCACCUGGCUAAGCCUGUGCCUGCAGGAGAGGAGGCUGGUGGACACGGCAGGAUUCAGCAUCUAUAUCCCUAACAGGUACCCGGACCAACCACACGUCAGCAAGGCAGACCAAGACUUUUCUGCUCCUCCUGGAGCCCAUGAGGCUCUGCUCAGGACAGCCCUCUCUCCUCCCUCUCCUCCCACGAGGCCUGUGUCUCCUCCCCAGAGGGCAGAAGAGGCCCUGAGCACCCAAGCCCAGCCUGGCUCUGAUGAUGAAACCAGUGAUGGGGAAGAGAACCAGGUUAGCGCAGCUGAUCUGGAAGCCCUUAUCAGUGGCCACUACCCCACACCCCUUGAGGGAGAUGAUGAACCAAGCCCAGCCCCUGAGGGCCUGGAUAAGUGGGUCUGUGCACAGCCUUCGAGCCAGAAGACAACUAACCACAACCCCCACAUCACAGAGAAGCUGGAAGUGCUGGCCAAAGCCUACAAUGUUCAGGGAGACAAGUGGAGGGCCCUGGGCUAUGCCAAGGCCAUCAAUGCCCUCAAGAGCUUCCACAAGCCUGUCACCUCCUACCAGGAAGCCUUCAGUAUCCCCGGGAUUGGAAAGCGGAUGGCCGAGAAAAUCGUAGAGAUCCUGGAAAGCGGGCAUCUGCGGAAGCUGGACCAUAUCAGUGAGAGCGUGCCUGUCUUGGAGCUCUUCUCCAACAUCUGGGGAGCUGGAGCUAAGACUGCCCAGAUGUGGUACCAGCAGGGUUUCCGGACCCUAGAAGACAUCCGCAGCCAGGCCUCCCUGACUACCCAGCAGACCAUUGGCCUGAAGCAUUAUGAUGACUUUCUGGAACGCAUACCCAGGGAGGAGGCUGCAGAGAUUGAACAGACAGUCCGGGAAUCAGCUCAGGCUUUCACCCCUGGGCUGCUGUGUGUGGCAUGUGGUUCUUACCGACGCGGGAAGGCAACUUGUGGUGAUGUGGAUGUGCUGCUCACUCACCCGGAUGGUCGGUCUCACCAGGGCGUCUUCAAUCGCCUCCUUGACAGCCUUCGACAGCAAGGGUUCCUGACGGAUGACCUGGUGAGCCAGGAGGAGAACGGCCAGCAGCAGAAGUACUUGGGUGUGUGCCAGCUCCCAGGGCCGGGGCGGCGGCACCGACGACUGGACAUCAUCGUUGUGCCCUACAGCGAGUUUGCCUGCGCCCUGCUCUACUUCACUGGCUCUGCCCACUUCAACCGCUCCAUGCGGGCUCUGGCCAAGACCAAGAGCAUGAGCUUGUCGGAGCAUGCCCUCAGCACCGCUGUGGUCCGGGACAGCCGAGGCCGCAAGGUGGGGCCUGGCCGAGUGCUGCCCACUCCCACUGAGAAGGAUGUCUUCAGGCUCUUAGGCCUACCCUACCGAGAGCCAGCCGAGCGGGACUGGUGACCCGUGGCUGGGGGGAGGGGGGACUGCCCCACCUGGCCAUCCAGUGCUUGUCUCCAGCCUUAGUGGGCUGAACCUCACUACUUCAACAGCCUGGGCCUGAGGGAAAGGGCCAGCCUGGCUCCCACGUUCUGUCCAGCCCUCUCCCCAACAAGAGCAGACUGCUGGCCUUCUGCCUCCCCACUGCCUCUGGUGGAGUUCUGGACAUGCCCCCCUCCCCCCCCCCCCCCCCC